AUGUUUUCCUUUUCUCAUCCUUGGGAUCAACGCCAUGAUAUUUCCUUUCGAGUUAUUAAAAAACCUGGAUUCCGCAGUGAUACGCAAGCCAAAGUUUCCACCCCACCCCAACUCAAUCUUCGUUUUCCCUUCGGUCCUUUCCACCACAUUGAAGCGCAUCAACAGUCCCCCGUCAAGCGCCCCGUGGCGUUUCUCAUCGCGCAGCACAUACCGUCCUUGUCGUUGUUGCAUUGCAGUUGCAGUCGCUGUUUCGCCUACAAGAGCCCCAAGGUCACUCACUUUGUUCCUACACGCCGCAGCAUUGCCAAUGAUAGUUGUGACACUCGCAGCUCAUAG
Messenger RNA from Trypanosoma rangeli, 336 nucleotides. RefSeq lists its product as uncharacterized. The transcript has a single exon. The record is from RefSeq and is a predicted model, not a curated record. The coding region runs from base 1 to 336 and encodes 111 amino acids. Lineage: Eukaryota; Euglenozoa; Kinetoplastea; Trypanosomatida; Trypanosomatidae.